Callorhinus ursinus (northern fur seal) is the source of this 1168-nucleotide messenger RNA. Lineage: Eukaryota; Metazoa; Chordata; Mammalia; Carnivora; Otariidae. The record is from RefSeq and is a predicted model, not a curated record.
GGGAAGAGGCGAACAGGAGAGCCACCAGGACCUCUGAGAAGCCCAGAUACCAAGAGAGAAGAUGUUUCAAAUCGGGGGCCUCAUUGUCUUCUGUGGGCUGCUGGCCCGGACCACAGCCCUGCUGGACGCCUUGCCCCUGGACCAGACCCCGCUUUUGCAGGGGACUCCAGUCCAGGACCUAAGCCCCACGGAUCUUGCUGGAAGCUUAACGGAUGCCCUCAGCAAUGGCCUGCUCUCUGAGGGUCUGUUGGGCAUUCUCGAAAACCUUCCACUCUUGGACAUCCUGAACACUGGAGGAGGCACGUCUGGUGGCCUGCUUGGGGGCCUGCUUGGCAAAUUGACUUCAGUGGUCCCUCUCCCGAACAAUAUCAUUGAUAUCAAGAUCACUAAUCCCCAGCUGCUGGAACUGGGCCUUGUGCAGAGCCCCGAAGGUCAUCGUCUCUAUGUUGCCAUCCCUCUGGGCAUAACCCUCAAUGUGAAUAUGCCCCUGGCCGGACGUCUGUUAAAGGUGGCUGUGAAGCUAAACAUCACUGCAGAAAUUCUAUCUGUGAAAAACGAACAGGGGAAGACUCACCUGGUUCUUGGUGACUGCACUCACUCCCCUGGGAGCCUGCAAAUCUCCCUGCUUAAUGGAUUUGCUCCCCUCCCUGUUCAAAGCCUUGUCAACAGUCUCACCAGCAUCUUGACCGAAGUCCUUCCUGAGCUGAUACAGGGCAAGGUGUGCCCUCUGGUCAAUGACGUUCUCAGCCAGUUGGACAUCACCUUGGUGGAUUCCAUUGCUGACUUACUGAUCCAUGGGCUGGAAUUUGUCAUCAAGGUCUAAGCCUUCCAGGAAAGGGACCCAGCCUCUGUUGAACUGGAAACCAGCUCCUGUGUUCUGGUGCGGGGACAGAAGGAAGCACCUUCCACGUUCAUAGAAGUGGAAUAUCUUUGGGCUCGGGAUGAAUAGUUACAUUUCAUAAGCAGCUGAAUGAUCAUUGUGAAUGUCUGUCUACCUAGUCGGCGACCUGAAGCACAGAAGGGCCUUCCAGACUGGAAAACAACAAUUAGGGCAUGACUGGUUUUGAAGAGAGUCCAGGCAUUAGGUCAAUACUGUGUGGCGCCCUUGGCUGAGGUCCCAAGAAUCAAGCUGAAUAGGGACAGGGCACACAUGCCUCGUAUCAUCAGC